This is a messenger RNA of Polistes canadensis, 6611 nucleotides long. Its product is annotated as protein PFC0760c. The annotation marks the transcript as partial. NCBI's taxonomy places the organism in Eukaryota, Metazoa, Arthropoda, Insecta, Hymenoptera, Vespidae. Gene Ontology annotation, molecular function: protein binding. The transcript has 5 exons. The record is from RefSeq and is a predicted model, not a curated record.
CCGUAGGAAAAAACUAUUCAUAAUAAUACUUUUUUACGUGUAAUGCACUAGUUGUGUGAACGAGGAACGAUUUUUUCAAUAUAUUAUAGUUUCUUAUGAUUUAUUGAUUAAUAUACUUUAUCUGAUAGUGAAUAAUCUUUAAAAAGAAAGUUUAUGCACGACAAUUCAUAAAUAUAAUAUAUACAAUAUUCGUAAGUUGUUCGUCGUGUCACGUAAGCAAGUAGUUUCUGACUAAUCGAUGGAAAGGCAUCGAUCGUACCUGCGGUACAGGUGAAAUCGGCCAACGAUGGAAGGUGGAAGGUUCAGUCCACCAGGUUGAUUCUCGGUUUAAAGACGUACUUAUAUUUCUCUUUGACGUUUCGAAGAUUUUUCUAAGACAAUCCAAGAUAGAGGGGGAAACAAGUAAGAAAGGGAGAGAAAAGAGCAAGUUCUAUAAAUACCUAACUGGUCGAUGUAUACUAUUCUGCGUUAGCUCGUAUGCAGGAAUUAUCAAGGUUGGAGCUAGUUUUCUGGGUCAUGUAUUAUUAAGAAAAAAAAGUUAUAAUUGAUUGCAGGAGAUUAAAUGUAUUAAUUUAGCGAGAAUAAUAAUACAUCGAAAUCAAUUGAAAAAAUAAAAAAAAAGAAUAAUGGCGGCCUCGACAGAACGUAAAAAGGAUUCCUACGAGAUGGGAUUUCUUUUAGCACCUAGAGUACCUCAGGGUUUGGCAGCCGUGGUUGAAAGUUUAACGAGAGAAGUAUUACGACAACGACCAGAAGACAUUUAUGUUUUCGCUGCUCGUCAUUUUGAAAAAUUACUAACACUGCGUGAACAAUACGACGAGGUCAAUAAUGAUGUAGAUACAAAAUUCAACAAGGAAUCCAAUAAUUUGUCGUAUAACAUUAAAAAACUUAACGAUUCUAGCAAAUUAUCGAGAAAAAUUAAACGAACAACGAAAAAUGAUAAUAUCGAAGAUAAUGGUAAAAGAAAAGUAGAAAAAGAAGAAGAAAAAGAAGAAGAAAAAGAAGAAGAAGGUUGUUGUUGGUCAUUGAACGAAACUGCGAGAGUACUCGAAAGGCAUAGAAAUAUUUUUGGCGAGGGUGAGAAAAAAAUAACUACAGAUGAAAUUCGUGCAUUGGCCAAGGAGAAGAAACAUUUGCGAACUUCAUCGAGUAAUAAAAAAAUAAAUAAACGUGGAAAAAUAAAAUCUACCGACAACGAUCGAGAAUAUACGAAAGAUACGAUUAAACAAUUGAUAAACAACGAUAAUGAUUCUACUUUGAAAUUAGAUCGUAAUGGUAAAACCAUUAAAAUUAUUUCACAAAUACCAACAGUAUUGACACGUAAUACAGGUAAAAAGGAUAUCAAAAUGGAACUUAGGAAAAAUAGAUUAAGGGAUAAAAGUACGGAUUCUUCAAACAACAAUGAGGAGGGAGGUGGGGUGGUUGUUGUUGGUGGUGGUCAAUAUCAAGAACAAAUUAGUAACGAUCCUUUGAGAAAAAAUUCAUCUUCGCGUAAAAAAAAUGAAACCAAAUUGGAAGAUGAAUUAAUUAAAAAUAAACAACAAACUACUACUCGUCGUAGUAAAAGUAUCGAAAGGUAUUCUAAUCGAUCGAGUAAAUCGGAAAAAAGGAAAAAUAAUAAUUCGAUGGAAUUUUUAUCAGACAAAAAAAAGGAAUUAUCAUCCGAGACUUGUAAUAUGGAUCAAAUUAAAGAUUACGUUGUACGUAAUUUUGGUUCUAGUGAAAAUAACGAUAAUAUCGAUAGAAGUUAUGUUAAUCAAGUACAAUACGUUAUCGAUAGAAAUGUACCAAUAAUCAAAGAGAAAAUGAACGAAUUAAAGUACGACAUUUUAAUGACAAAAUCAUCGAAUGAUGGUACAGCAAAUUUGUAUAAAGAUAAAUUAAAGAAAAAACGUGAUAUCAGACCUAACACUACGGAAAAUGAUAAUAAUAAAUCGUACGAGAAAAUAAAUAAAUAUCGUAAUAAAAGAAGUUCGAGCGUUGAUUCGAUUGAUACGAAAAUAAUACAACAUGAGGAUACUUUGGAAAAUAGAUUGAUUAAUACGAAAAAUAUAUUGGAAUGUAUCUCAUCGAAAUGUUAUAACAAAUCGUCUAAUUAUAAUUAUCGUAUUAAAUCUAAUAACUAUGAUCAUUUUUCUGUUGACGAACAAGAACAAGAUAAUAAUUGUUCUAUUAUUACGUUGGAUGGAAAUUCUAAAAUCAUAUUGCCAGCUGUUAGACCAACGUCUUCCAAAUAUUCCAAAUGUCUUUCGCGUAAUGAUUCGAAUCAUUUAAUUUUACCACCCAUAUCACCGGAUACUAAUAAAAUUUCUAAGAAGAAGGACGAUAUUACGUUACCAAUUUUAUCAACAACAAUAAUUGAUAACAAUAACGGAUCAUCAUCUGUUUCCUCUUCGUCUCUUCGUUCAGAAGAGAAAGAUAAUAAUUAUUCGGUGGAUAAUCAAAAUAAUAAUGAUGAUGAUGAUAAUCUUGGCGAUGAUAUAUUACAAUUAUCAACAUCGAUCAAGGAAGAUAUCACAUCUACAAGACAAAUGUUGCUAAAUGUUAACGAAAAAUUAAAAACAACUGUUAAUUAUCCCAUCGAUGAUAAUAAAAUAAUCGAAGAUAUGUCUUCCACGAGAAUUAAUAUUACUGAAAAUAAUCACGUUGACAAAAUAAACGAUAAUUUAAAUGAUAAUUUAAAUGAUAAUUUAAAUAAUUUACUUGGGGAACAAAUAAUAAAAGUAGACGUACACGCUGAAGAAAUAUUUCAAGAUAGUUUAAACGUAACACCGGAUAUUAUUGAUAUUCCUCCUAGUCCAGAUUCAUUAGAACCAAUCAUAGAUAAUCGUGAUUUGUCAAUGAUAAACGAGGAAACGGAAUUUCAAGAAAAAUUCGUAGAAAUCGAAGAAAAUAUAACAAGUAACAUUGAAAAUGAGGAUACCGUUGAUCAAAUUAAUGAAAUAAAUCAUUCAGAAGCAGUGAUAUUAGAAAUUUCUGAUGAUUCUUCGAUUAGUAUACAACAUGAAGAACCUGUUAAAGAAGAAAUUGUUGAAAUAAUUAAAUUAACUACAGAUUCAGAUCCGAAAUCUGAAUUCGAUAAUAGAUCCGAAAUAAAUAAAUCUAAAGAUGAAAUAAAUAUGAAAGAAAUUGAUGCAACUGUUAACAAUGAAGAAAUUAUUAACGAACAAAAUAAUUCUUUAUUAUCAUUUGAAAACAAAAAAUCUAAUGAUUAUCCUUUAAAUGUUUCGUUAUCAAAAGAAAUUCCAUUUUCGUAUAUUUUAACUGAAGGUUCUCCUGUUGAAAUACCUGAUUUUGUUACUACCGUAAUUAUUCCAGAAAAAUCACCAUCAACCCCGGAAUUAAAUUUUGAAACUAACGAAGAAGAAGAAGAAGAAGAAGAAGAAGAAAAGGAUGGUGAAAUUUGUGAGGAAAGAAGAAAACGUGCUGUAGAAAGUUUCGGUGAAUAUAUAAAACCAGAACAACAAAUCGAAUGUUCAACUGUAGAUAUUGAUUUUAUUCGUGGUAUCAAAACUGGUCACGAAAUUGCUAUAAUUCGACAAGAUCUCGAUGGUAUCAAAGAAGAAGAAGAAGAAUACGAUGAAGAAAAACAAUUGAAAUUAAUGGAUGAUAAUGAAAUUCAAAAAAAUGAUAAUGAUGAUGAUAAUAAUGAUGAUAUAAAUAAAGAUCAUCAUUCACCAUUGUUAGAACAUAUUUCUGAGACUGAAGAAAACGAGACAGAUGAUAAUGACAAAUGUGAAAAGAAAAUGAAUGAUGAUAUGGAAAUGGAUAAUAAAAUAAUUAAAGAUGAACCUAACGGUAAUAUUAAUUUAAUAGAAAAUUCAUUGGAAAAUGAAGAAAGUACCGAAACAGUUGACGUUACUUCUGAUUCAACAAAUGAAGUUAAAGAAACAACCAUAACCGAUAGAUCUACCGAUAGUUUAUCGUUGGAUCCUGCCAGACCAAUUGUACCGGAAUUAAAUUUGGAUUCUUUGCGUGAUAUUACUGUGUCAUCGUUUAAAAUGAAUGAUGCUGAUGAAACUGUAUCGUUAACGGAACCAACAUUGUCGGGAAAAGAUAAGAUUGAUUUAGAUGAAAAUAUUUUAUCGAAGGAUGAUGAUGAUGAACAUUUGGAUGAUUCACCGAUUGAAAUGAUUUCUAUCGAUGACAAACCUAUGGAAAUUGAUGAAUCAUUGAUUCAUUUAGAUAAUAAAAAAUCGAAUUUGAUUUUGUCCGAGGAAAAAGAUUUAAUUGAAAAAUACGAAGAUGAACUAUCGGACGUUUCAAAUAUUAAAAUUCAAUCAGAGUUAAUUGAAUCGAUUGAACAAUGCGAUGAUGCUAUUAAAAAUGAUGUUUCAUCGGUUGAGUAUUUAAAAAUAGAAGAAAAUACGACGACUGAUUUAGAUACGGAGGAAGAAAUAGCGAAAGAAUUGAUUGAAAUAGAUCGUGCAGAAAAUAUUUCACAUUCUCAAGAUACUUCGAAUGAUAGUCAUCGUUAUGGUGCUGGUGGUGGUGGUGGUGGUUUCGAGAAUGAUAAGUCUAAUGAAAUUUUAACUAUCGUUGAAGAAAAAAAUAUUAAAAGUACGAAUGAAAAACAAGAGGAUAACGAUUUGAUUUCUAAAAAUACAAUUUCUGAUAAUUCGAUAGAAAAUUUAAUAGAAAUCGUUAGUUCUAAAAACGAGGAAGAAAAUAUUUCUGAAAGGAUUGAAUCAACGAGAUCGAAUAAUGAUGAAGAGAAAAUGAAUGAUCAGAAAUCUGAUGAAAAUUUCGAAAACAAUGUUAAAUCUGACAUCUCUUUGACGACUUUUGAAGAAGUCGAACCAAAAGAGGAGUUCGAUACUAAAUUAAUUGACGAACAAAAUAAUCUUAAAAUAAUCGAAAACCAAGAGGAAGAAGAUGAUGAUUCUUCGAAAAGUAGUAGUACAACUUUUCAUUCGGCUGUUACCAAAAUUCAAGCUGGUAUUCGGGGUUUCUUAACGCGUAAGAAACUUCAAGAAAAUUAUCCACGUGGUUCUACAUUGGAUAGUAUUCCAUCAAUACAAGAAAGUGUUGCAGAAGAACCAUUAGUUGACAAUUUAAAAUCAGUAUCAGAAGAAGUGGUCGCCGAUUCGUUGAUUAAAUCUGCAUUAUCAUCAGCAAUGAUAUCGAAAAAUACGACAAAAGUUGAUGAAAAAGAAAAACUAGAAUUGACAGAAAGAAUUCAGACACCUAUAAAACAACGACAAUGUAUUUUACGCCGUGAAGAUGCAAUACAAAGGAAUACUUUGUCAACGGAAAAUGCAUUUGCAUCGUGCGGUGUUCAACACACAGGUGAAUUCCACGAUUGUUUGCCAUUACCUGUAUUGGAAUCAAUUGAAAUGACGAAGAGUAACGUUUUAUCUGAAAACAAAGAUAACGAUAAACGUAUGAAAGAUGAAUUAAUUGAUCAGAAUAAAUCUGAAGAAUGUACCAAAGAAGAUAAUACACUUGUUGAAUCAUCUACCGAUUUAAAAUUGGAAUCAAACGAACUUAACAAUGAUGAUAAUAUUGAAAAUAUAAAUCGAACUUCAACAGGAAAUUUAGAAAAAGAUUUAAACAAUUUAUUUGGUGGAUUACAUUCGAAUAAUUUAGCUAAAUUAUUAGUUAGUCAUGUUAACAGACCAAUCAUGUUAGGACUCGUUGAUAUUGUUUCUAAUUCUGUAAUAGGUAAGAAUCCUAAUGUAAUAUUCGAAACAAAUGCUAAUUUAAAUGUUAACGAGGAUUUAAAAAAAGGAAAAUCAAUUAAGGAUGAUUCAACAUUACAAAAUAGUUAUUUAAAUUUUAUAACAAGCGUUGAAGAUAACGAAACAAAUCAUGUUAUCAAAGAAACAUUAAAAGAAUAUAAAGAUCAUUCGAAUGAACAUAGUAUGCAAAGUUUACGAGAACCCUUAGCUCUUCCUGGAACACCUGAAGGUGUAUUCAUCGAGGAAUUAAGUAGUUUGGAUAGUACAACUAUGUCUAAACUUCAAGAUCUUUCUUCUAAUCCUAUCAAUUUGGAAUCUACUACGAUGGAUCGUGAAUCUAUUGAAAAAUCAAUAGAUUCUCAAAAUUCAAUAGGAUUAUUAAAUAAAUCAGAUGACGUGGAUGUUCAAACACCUAUUACAGCAAAACGUGAUGAAAAUAUUACUUUAGAUGAUAUAUCAAUUACAAAUGAAAAUGUUAAAACAGAAGUAUCGAUAAGACCGAAAGAAGAUGAAAUUGAAAAUAAGGAAGAAAAGGUAAAAGAUAAUGUAGAUCAAUUGCUUGUCGAUGAAAAUAUUCGUGAUACUAAUGGGGAAACGAUAGAACAGUCUACGUCUAGUUCUGAGAUCGAAGUGGUUGAAAAUAAUGAAAAUAUAAAUGAAUAUUCGGAUGACAAGGAAGAAAAGAAUGAAGCAAGUUCGAAUAAAAAAGAUGAAAAUAAAGAAGCAAGUACAGAUGAAAAAGAUGAAAAUAAAGAAGCAAGUACAGAUGAAGAAAAUGAAAAUAAAGAAGCAAGUACAGAUGACCAAGAUGAAAAUACGAAAACAAAAUUAAGUGAUCAAGAUGAAAAUAAAGAAGUAAGUACAGAUGAAAAAGAACAAAAUAAAGAAGCAAGUUCAGAUAACCAAGAUGAAAAUAAAGAAGCAAGUUCA